Syngnathus typhle (broad-nosed pipefish) is the source of this 2555-nucleotide messenger RNA. RefSeq names its product solute carrier family 26 member 10 (gene slc26a10). The transcript has 18 exons. NCBI's taxonomy places the organism in Eukaryota, Metazoa, Chordata, Actinopteri, Syngnathiformes, Syngnathidae. The record is from RefSeq and is a predicted model, not a curated record. Gene Ontology annotation, molecular function: bicarbonate transmembrane transporter activity; chloride transmembrane transporter activity; oxalate transmembrane transporter activity. Gene Ontology annotation, cellular component: membrane. Gene Ontology annotation, biological process: transmembrane transport. Bases 162 to 2261 code for a protein of 699 amino acids.
AAAGUUAAGCGUGUCAUCGACUGGCAGGAAACUGUCCAAGCAACAGGGGCAGACUUUUUCCUAUAAAAGUCAUGAGACAAUCCACGCGUGUCCGCACUCAAUAGACGCCGUCUCGUCACACACAGCCCCGCCCCUCCCUAUUCGGGCACCUUCGGGACAACAUGAGCGCCUCCGUGGCGGUGUACCGGAGCAUCUUCACCGAGGACCGCUUCAAGCAGGCCUUUGGAUCAGAGGAGGACAAGGCGAGCGCAGGCGCGAGCGCAGGCGCGCGCGCGCGGCUGUGGGCCAAACUCGCCGGGAGCUGCAGGUGCUCACGGCGCGCCUGCCUCCAGCUGCUCCGUCACAGAGUUCCCAUUUGCAACUGGCUGCCCGCGUAUCGCUUCAAGAAAUGCCUGUUGGGAGACACCGUCGCUGGACUGACGGUUGGCGUCCUUCACAUCCCUCAAGGGAUGGCUUUCGCACUACUCACCCGUGUAGCGCCCAUAUUUGGCCUCUACACGUCCUUCUUCCCUGUGGUCCUCUACAUGAUUUUCGGCACAGGUCGCCACGUAUCCACAGGUACGUUUGCCGUGGUCAGCCUCAUGACCGGCUCUGUGGUGGAGCAGCUGGUGCCCGCCACGCCAGCCCAGUUGAACUCCAGUUCGCCCCAAGCGGCCGACUUUGAGCUCCAGAGGAUCGGCGUGGCCUCAGCUGUCGCGCUUCUCUCGGGACUUAUGAUGCUGUGUAUGUUUGCGCUUCAGUUGGGCUUCCUCUCCACCUACCUGUCGGAGCCCAUCGUGAAAGCUUUCACCAGUGCCGCCGCCUUCCAUGUCACCAGCUCGCAGCUGCAAAGCAUGCUGGGGCUUCGGCUGGCUCGCCACACGGGGACUUUUUCCCUCUUCAAGACUUUAGCGUCAGUGAUGGAGAACCUGCCUCAGACAAACAUGGCGGAGCUGCUGAUCUCCUUGGUGUGCUUAGCCGUGUUGGUCCCAGUGAAAGAGCUCAACACGCGCUACCGGCGACGCCUGCGGACGCCCAUCCCGGUGGAGAUCCUCACGGUGAUUAUUGCCACGGGCGUGGCCUACGCUUUCUCUCUGGACUCCAUUUAUGACAUUGAGAUUGUCGGCCAUAUUCCAGCAGGAUUCCCCAGGCCCGAAUUGCCCGCCUUGCACACGUUCCCCGCCAUCGCCGGGGACACGGUGGCCAUCACGUUUGUAGGCUACGCCGUGUCCGUCUCACUGGCCAUGCUCUACGCCGACAAGCACGGCUAUUCCAUUAACCCUAACCAGGAGCUGCUGGCUCACGGUAUCUCCAACACGGUGUCUUCCUUUUUCACAUGCUUUCCAAGUUCAGCCACUCUGGCCACCACAAACAUCUUGGAAAGUGCCGGCGGACACACGCAGUUCUCGGGCUUGUUCACCAGUCUGGUGGUCCUGAUUGUUCUGCUGCUUAUCGGACCGCUCUUCCACUUCCUACCUAAAGCGGUACUGGCAUGCAUCAACGUGACCAGCCUCAGGCAAAUGUUCUUGCAGUUCCACGACCUGCCGCAACUGUGGAGAAUCAGCAGGAUUGACUUUAUGGUUUGGGUGGUGACCUGGCUGUCCGUUGUGGUUCUCAACGUGGACGUCGGCUUAGCCGUCGGGGUGAUCUUCUCGAUGAUGACCGUCGUCUGCCGCACGCAAAGGGCCGGUUGCGCCGUGCUCGGCCGGGCCAGCAACACAGAAAUUUACAGACCACUGGAGAAUCAUAGUAAGUGCUACGAGGUGCCAGGGAUGAAGAUCCUGACCUACAACGGGCCUAUUUACUAUGGAAACCGCAGCUUCUUUAGGGAGGAGAUGAGUCGCUUGUUGGGCCUGACGCCGGAGAAGGUCCGUAGCCGAGAGAAAGCCAGAAAAGCUCGGGAGAAGCGGGAAAGAGAGACCAAUGUCAUCACGGUGGAAGGAGGCAUUGCAAAUGCAUCUUUUUCGUCCGAAAAUGAGUUCUUUCAAUUUGAAACAUCGGAGCAUGAUGUGCAGGAAGUACUGAUCGACUGCAGUCGUGUGAUAUUCGUUGACGUUGCCGGAGCGAGACUCUUCACUCAGAUGUGCCACGAAUGCCAGAAAGUCGGCCUCGCUGUGUUUUUGUCCAGCUGUAAUGAGAGCGUUUUAAAGAUUCUCACCUCAAGCGGCCUCAUGAACUACAUGAAGCCCCAGCACAUUUUCGUCACUGUCCAUGAUGCCGUCAUGUACAUUCAGCAGCAGAAGGGAAAGAAUCUAGAAGACACCACCACCGUUUGGGUGUGAAAACGAUGCACGGAUCCGACUUUCCGGCCCGUUUCAAAGAAGCAGUAGCCUGUUGUAGCAAAUUGGAGGCACCUAUUUAUGCUGAAGACAAUAUUUGUUUGCAAUCCAAAGACAAAUAGACCAAAAGGUGCACGGAACUGGUUCAAUAGUCAAUAUAUUUAUAUAUUUUAUAAGAGCAUAUGGACAUGCAAUACGGUUUGGUAUUUGUCUGCAAUUGUCUUCCAGUUGCUCACAUAAGACUUUUCAAGGAAACGAGACUACGUUUUAUUAAAAGAAGUGAUUGCUUUCUUCAUC